This is a messenger RNA of Paramisgurnus dabryanus, 1443 nucleotides long. RefSeq names its product calcitonin/calcitonin-related polypeptide, alpha (gene calca). Gene Ontology annotation, cellular component: extracellular region. Gene Ontology annotation, molecular function: hormone activity; calcitonin receptor binding. Lineage: Eukaryota; Metazoa; Chordata; Actinopteri; Cypriniformes; Cobitidae. Gene Ontology annotation, biological process: regulation of cytosolic calcium ion concentration; adenylate cyclase-activating G protein-coupled receptor signaling pathway. The record is from RefSeq and is a predicted model, not a curated record.
AGCUGCCGGCCGGCCGGUGACUCGCUCGUUUCGCAAAAGUUCUUCGCUUUAUGCGAUCACGCCCAGUAAUGGGCUACAAGCCAAACAGGGACGUCUGCAGCGUUCAGCUGAAAGGAAAAGUUUGAUUUCAAGGCUAAAUAAGAAGAGAAGGAUCCGAUUGGUUGGACGAGGUUGCAGAGAGCUCCGGUUGGCUGUCGCAGAAUCAUUAAACACCCACACUGUCAAUAGUGAGACUCACAUGGUGGGUAUAUAGGCAGGUGUAUUUUAGCUUGAUGCAACAGACUCAACAUUUCAUCAAGUUGAUAUAUACUCUCUAUUUUGGAACAACUCUUUUCUACUCUCUAUCGCACGAAGCCUAACAUCUUAAGGAGACCAUGGUUAUGUUGAAGAUCUCCGCUUUCCUUGUUGCCUAUGCUCUGAUUAUUUGCCAGACGUACAGCUCGAACGCAGCUCCUGCCAGGCCUGCGUUGGAAUCCACACAAGAUCGAGCUACACUUACCGACUACGAAGCGAGACGAUUGCUUAACGCGAUUGUCAAAGAAUUUGUGCAAAUGACCGCAGAGGACAUGGAGCAACAAUCUACUGAAGAAAACAGUGUAACAGCGCAGAAGAGGGCUUGCAACACCGCCACGUGUGUGACCCAUCGCCUGGCAGAUUUUCUGAGUCGCUCCGGAGGAAUCGGAAGCAGCAAAUUUGUCCCCACUAAUGUGGGCUCCCAGGCAUUCGGCAGACGAAGGAGGCUCAUUCAGGAGUAGGCCCACGGGGUCACCACAUCCACAAUUCUUCUUUGAUCGCAGUCAAUUAAAGAGAAAGCAUCAUGUCCACAUCAAGAACUCUGGGAAUGGAAACGCAUCACCGUCAUCAGAAUCAACUCCAGCUGAUCCGGCCAGACAUUAAAACUGCUUAUUUAUUUGCUCUUCGACAAAAUGAAAAAGAAAAGAGAGGUGAACAGUAACCAUAAUCAUUUUUCUACUCAUUUGGGAUAUGAGGAAGAGCAUCGCUACAUUCUUUCUUCUCUGCAGAGAGCACAUUCAGUUAGUAUGUACAGUCUGGUUUGGCCCAUGCUCCUCUAAUGUGUGUCUCAGCACAAUAGGGUAUUUUGGGAUCAUAUUAAAGCAGCGCCUCAUAAAAAGGCUUCCCUGAAUAUGGACGUGUCUUGUGCCUUGAUGUAACACACUUUACAUGCCGCUGUUGUACAGUAUGUUUAAAUGAAAGGAGGGAGGUACUACCACUGAAUUACAAAUUGUAACAAUUGUGAAUUUGAGCAAGAUUAAAAUGUAUUUUAGAUACAUAAGGUUUGGGGUACUUGAUUUAUUGACUGACUGGUUGUAUUAGUAAUUGGUCUUACGCACGCCCCCCCCCCCACGCCCCUUUCUGAUGCACGUUGCAUUUUUGAUACAAUCAUACAAUUAAAAAACAACCAUAAAUAAAUAUUUUACAGUU